Messenger RNA from Sphaerulina musiva SO2202, 4151 nucleotides. RefSeq names its product glycosyltransferase family 1 protein. The transcript has a single exon. Gene Ontology annotation, biological process: carbohydrate metabolic process. The coding region runs from base 192 to 3926 and encodes 1244 amino acids. The record is from RefSeq and is a predicted model, not a curated record. Gene Ontology annotation, molecular function: UDP-glycosyltransferase activity; hexosyltransferase activity. Lineage: Eukaryota; Fungi; Ascomycota; Dothideomycetes; Mycosphaerellales; Mycosphaerellaceae.
AUCAGCAUCAGCAUCAUACGCACAGUCCAUACCUCCCUAUCCGUGCUGUUCCGUUCUGCUGAUGUGUGGAGGAUCGCGGCAUUAUCCUCAGGUACCUACUGCUGCCCUUGCGGAAUGAACAGAUCGACCGCCUUGGUCGAGUCACUGGAGUGUGAUUCAUUUCUAUCAGGCGACAUCGCGUCGGCGCCGUAAUGUCCAGGUUGGAAGUGCCUCGGGGCCCGUCCGAGCCAGUACGACUAACGGAGGACGAUGGGACGACCAUAUUGCCGACUUCGCGACUGCCGGGCGUGGACUUUGGAGCCCACCUCCAUGGCGACCGUGAGACUGGACAGGCCGUGGAGGAGGUCGAGGCACCGCUCGAAGAAGGACAAUCCGACGUUGCAGAAGAUGCGAGACAUGUCGACGCUGCGAGAUACAGGAACAACGUCGUGAAGAGCAGUAGCAACACCGAAUCGAGCCAGCGAGCAGAUACCGGUACAAUUGGCUCAGACUUGAAAAGAGCAAGCACCGCACCAGCACACAGACCGAGAGCUCCGGAUCGAAGCGCUACACUCCUGAGGGCUAUGCGUAGGCGGCAACAGCCCUAUCAAUACCAAUUCGAUCCCAUGUCUUCCGACUCCGAUUCCAGCUCGAGCGACGAAGAAGCGGAACGAUUGGCUGCGAGAAAUAAGAAAACGAAGCACGUCCAGAGCAAAGAGGAGGAAGAAGAGCAGAAGCGGCUGAAGAAGGAUGAGAAACGAGGGCACUCAUUCGGAAAGUUCAAUUUGGGUAACGAACACUUCAAGUCCAAGGGCAAAGUCUCGAAAAAGGACGGACGUCUGAACAUCUCUGUCAAUGAGGCGAGCCGCGGCUACAUCGCGAAAGCCCUGGGUCACAGUCUCACGCACCAUCUGGAUAUUCCGAAUCGGUCAGGAGGGGGGCACAAACAGCGACGGUAUGAUGCACAGCAUCCAGAGAAUGAUGCCAAAUCCAUUGCUUCCACCGUCCCUCCCGAGGCAUACAAAGUGCGAAUGAACAUCGUCAUCAUUAUCAUUGGGAGUCGCGGCGACAUUCAACCUUUUAUGAAGAUUGGCAGGAUCUUGAAGGAGGAAUAUGGCCAUCGAGUGAGGCUCGCGACACAUGCUGUAUUUCGCGAGUUUGUGGAGAAGGAGAGCGGGUUGGAGUUCUUCAGCAUUGGCGGCAAUCCAUCCGAGCUGAUGGCUUUCAUGGUGAAGAAUCCUGGUAUUAUACCCAGUUUUCAGACCAUCCGCGAAGGUGAGGUCAAGAGGAGACGCGAUGGCAUGGCGGAGAUGUUUGAUGGCAUGUAUCGUGCUUGUGUCAACGCGACGGACGACGAGAAAGACAAGCUGAAUAUGAAGCUCUUGGGUAAUAAGGCUCCUUUCAUCGCAGACGCCAUCAUCGCCAACCCCCCUUCGAUGGCGCACGUACACAUUGCUGAACGUCUGGGCAUACCACUGCAUAUCACGUUCACAUUUCCCUACACGCCAACGCAGGCGUUCCCUAGUCCGCUCGCCAACGUCAAGCCUGGCAAGUCCAAUGUGGACCCGAAAUAUAGCAAUUUCAUGAGCUAUCCACUGGUGGAAAUGAUGACAUGGCAAGGACUGGGUGAUAUCAUCAACAAGUUUCGAGUGAAGACGAUGGGUCUGGAGCCAGUCAGUUCGCUUUGGGCACCAGGAGCUCUCUACCGUAUGCAUGUACCCUAUACCUACAUGUGGAGUCCAUCGCUGGUGCCGAAGCCGUCGGAUUGGGGGCCAGAGAUUGACAUUUCCGGCUUCGUUUUUCUGGACAUGGCCAAGAAUUUCAAGCCACCAAAAGACCUCGAGGACUUUCUGAACGCUGGGCCGCCUCCGAUAUACAUCGGAUUCGGUUCGAUCGUGGUUGAUGAUCCUAAUAAGUUCACCGACAUGAUCUUCGAGGCGACCAAGAUCGCAGGAGUACGUGCUCUGGUCAAUAAAGGCUGGGGUGGGAUCGGUGCAAGCAACGAUAACACUCCCGACAACAUCUUCAUGCUGGAGAACACGCCACACGACUGGCUCUUUCCACGAGUCAAGGCGGUGGUUCAUCAUGGUGGUGCUGGUACGACAGCUAUCGGACUCAAGUGUGCCAAGCCCACGAUGAUUGUGCCAUUCUUCGGAGACCAACCCUUCUGGGCAGCGAGAGUGGCUGCGGCAAAGGCUGGUGCAACGGAAGUCAUCCCAUGGAAGAAACUGACUGCGCAGAAGCUAGCGGAUGGAAUCAAGCAAUUGCUGACCGAAGAAGCGCAGCGUAAUGUGCAGAAGUUGGCUGAAGGCAUCGAACGGGAAGGAAACGGCGCUGCCAAUGCAGUGGCAUCUUUCCAUCAUUCACUCCCAUUGGCAGGCUCGCGAACCAUUCGGUGCUCGAUUCUGGAAGAUCGAGUGGCGCAAUGGAGAAUCAAGGGCUCUGCUGUGCGGUUGUCCGCCCUCGCCGCCGAGAUCUUGAUGGAGAAGGGCAAGAUCAAGGCGAGCGACCUUAAAUUAUUGCACAAGGUCGUCUGGAACGACUUCGAUGGUCCUGGUGAACCAGUGACUGGUGUCGCCGGUGCUUUGACGGAUUCGUUGGUCGGAAUUAGUUCUGGCGUGGGCAUGGUUCCGGUCCGGAUGGCGGAUCACAUGCGUAAGCGUGCAGAGCACGAGCGAAGGAAGGCUGCGCGUCAGAAACGUAAAGAGGAACGCAAGCAAGCAAAGUCCGACUCAUCGACUACUCCAGCCAAUGAUACCAAAGAGCAGGACUCCCACCGGCCGGGUGCCACACGAAUGGAGACGAACAACACCGUAGCAACAGACUUUUCGGCGGAUCCGACUCAGCCUGUGACUCGAGAGCUGGCAGGCGACGUGCACCAAGGCUUGAAGCAAUCAGCCUGGGCGUUCAUCACGAUGCCUAAUGACAUCCACAUGGCUAUUGCACAGGGCUUUCACAACGCGCCGCGUCUCUGGGGCGAUUCCACGGUCCGUAAACCAAUUCGAAUCACCGGCAUCAAAACCGGUGCCACAGCUGCCCGAAAAGAAUUCCUAUAUGGCAUCUAUGAUGCAUGGACUGGCCUGGUCACGCAGCCCGUAGGAGGCUUCAAGGACGGCGACACCAUUCCUGCCAAGCUCGGCGGCAUGUCCACGGGAGUCUGCAAAGGUUUGGGUGGCUUUGUCAUGAAGAAUGUCUCUGCGAUCGUCUCGCCCCCAGCAUAUUUAGGCAAAGGCUUUCUCGUAUACUGCAAGAAACGGAGCACUGACAACGGUCCUGGCUCGAAGGUGUUCAUUCGCAGGGCACAUUUAGUGCAGGGAGCGAGAGACUUCCAAGCUUUACGGACACAAAAUGACCCUGGCAAAGAGGAGCAGCUCGAGAGAGUCGUUAACCAAGUCCUGGAAGGUUGGAAAGUGUACGAGGACGUAUGGCAGACAGCAUAUGACCAGUAUGGUCCAGUGGGAGGCAGUGUCGUGAACAGAUACAAGCUCGGCAGACAAAAGCAAAAGUGGAAGAAAGCCGGCGCUCUGGAGAACAUCAACACUGCGAAUCGAGCUCUGGAUCACGCCAAGAGAGGCGAUAACCUCGAUGAACACUUUGAGAAGCGCAAGAAGGAGAUGGAGAGGGCCGAACAACCCAAGGCGGGUGUCAUGACUGGUGAAGACGACCCUGCUGUCAAUGUGCCUCCUGGCGGAGGACAAGUCCAGACCACGUUUGCAAACGAUGAAGCCGAAGAGAAGAAAUUCCUGGCCGUGGAUGACGAAGGCCAUGAUCAUCGCAAGUCGGAAUCUUCGACGUUUGUUGCGACGAGUGACGAGGAUGAUAAGAGAGGCCGAAGUGGUUACAUGUCUGCCACACGUCCGGAUGGUGAUCACGAUGAGAUGCUGAAGAAGAAGUUUGCCAGUGGUGGUGGACGUAAGCCUCAGAUGGGACGUUUGACGACAGCCUGAUGAAACGGGGGUUUUUUGCAGCAUAUGUGCAUGUGGGCCUUUUCUUGUUUCUCUGAUGAGCGUGGCGUUGCAUGAUCAUAAUCUGAACCAUAGAGGUGUUUGGUUGGUUGGCUUUGUUGCUUUGCUUUGCUGUGCUUCUUCUGAUGACGAUACUGCAUGAUACCAUUAGAUUUUUUAAAUUGCUGAUUGUAGAAUAUAUAAAUGUACAUACACCAACAACUACUG